This is a messenger RNA of Tympanuchus pallidicinctus (lesser prairie-chicken), 3111 nucleotides long. RefSeq names its product PHD finger protein 10 (gene PHF10). The record is from RefSeq and is a predicted model, not a curated record. Lineage: Eukaryota; Metazoa; Chordata; Aves; Galliformes; Phasianidae. Gene Ontology annotation, cellular component: npBAF complex. Bases 57 to 1547 code for a protein of 496 amino acids. The transcript is spliced from 11 exons.
GGCGCGCGGCGGCGGCGCUUCUCCUCGCCCAGCCGGCGGCGGCCCCCGCGGCGCUGAUGGCGGCCGUCCUGUCCCCGCGCCUCUGCGACAGCGACCCCGCCACGCCCGGCAACCAAUCCCUGAAGGAUGACACUGAAGAAAAUUCCAAUGAUGGCAGCCAGCCAUCCAAAAGACGGCGGAUGGGCUCAGGGGACAGUUCUCGGAGCUGUGAGACUUCUAGUCAGGACCUUGGAUACAGCUAUUUUCCUGCUGAAAACCUGAUAGAGUACAAGUGGCCACCAGAUGAAACAGGGGAGUACUAUAUGCUUCAGGAGCAAGUUAGUGAAUAUUUGGGUGUGACUUCCUUUAAAAGAAAGUAUCCAGAUUUAGAACGACGAGAUUUGUCUCACAAGGAGAAACUCUACCUCAGAGAACUAAAUGUUAUCACAGAGACUCAGUGCACGUUAGGUCUAACAGCUUUGCGUAGUGAUGAAGUAAUUGAUCUUAUGAUUAAAGAAUACCCUGCCAAACAUGCUGAGUAUUCUGUUAUACUGCAAGAGAAAGAACGUCAGCGAAUAACAGAUCAUUAUAAAGAGUACUCUCAAAUGCAGCAGCAGAACACACAGAAAGUAGAAGCCAGUAAAGUUCCAGAAUAUAUUAAAAAAGCUGCCAAGAAAGCUGCAGAAUUCAACAGCAAUUUAAACCGAGAGCGAAUGGAAGAAAGAAGAGCCUAUUUUGAUUUACAGACACAUAUUAUCCAGGUGCCUCAAGGAAAAUACAAAAUCUUGCCUACAGAGAGAACAAAGGUUAGUCCUUAUCCAGUGGCUCUCAUACCCGGCCAGUUCCAGGAGUACUACAAAAGAUAUUCUCCAGAUGAACUUCGUUACUUACCAUUAAACACAGCUCUUUACGAACCCCCUUUGGAUCCAGAGCUGCCUGCAUUAGACAGUGAUGGGGAUUCAGAUGAUGCAGAAGAAGGGCGAGGUGACGAGAAACGGAAAACCAAAGGCAAUUCGGACAAUUCGUCUGGCAAUGUAUCUGAAGGUGAUUGCGCCACAGACAACCAGGAAGAUUCUUUUCAGGGAAGACAAAAAACGAGAGACAAAAGUGCUACUCCAAGAAAAGAUGGUUCCAAACGUUCUGUAUUAUCCAAAUCAGUUCCUGGGUACAAGCCAAAGGUCAUUCCAAAUGCUAUAUGUGGAAUUUGUCUGAAGGGUAAGGAGUCCAACAAGAAAGGAAAAGCUGAAGCUCUUAUACAUUGCUCCCAGUGUGACAACAGUGGCCACCCUUCUUGCCUUGAUAUGACCCCGGAGCUUGUUGCUAUGAUUAAGACUUACCCUUGGCAAUGUAUGGAGUGUAAAACAUGCAUUAUGUGUGGGCAGCCUCACCAUGAAGAAGAAAUGAUGUUCUGUGAUGUAUGUGACCGUGGUUAUCACACUUUUUGUGUGGGGCUUGACGCUAUUCCCUCAGGUAAUAAAGAUUUAAUUGUUCUCUUCCCACCUCCUCUGAGUCCUGGGGAUUCUGUCAGAAUAGAUGUGUUGCUUUUUGAAAGUUUAAAAGCAGUUUGAAGGGUAAGAAUGAACAAUAGUGUUGGAAAGCAUCCAGCAGGGUCCCAUUUUUUCAUAAGCUUUAUUUCUGUAUAUUUACUUGUGCACAGUUUAACCUGGCAGUUCCUCAAUAGGAAAUAUAAUUGGCUUUUACAACAAAAUCCAGACCCACUUGGAGCUAUUUUGUUUUAAAUAUACAUUUCCACAGAAUACUGAGAAUAAUGAUCUCUUUUCUUAAAAGAAACCUGUAAAGAUGCCUGUACUGCUGCAUAUUGCUGGAAUACAGCUUUCACAUUAAUAAAGUGUGCUAUUAUUUUAAUUUCUAAAUUAAAAAGUAUGCUUAAUAUAGUAUUUGUAAACACCUUUUUUAAACACUUUUCCUUGCCCUUUUUAUUCUCAGAUGUCAUAUCUGGAAGUGAGGUACCUAAAUUUCAGGCAGCUUAUACCUUUGAAUCACCUGCUCAUUGGUAUCUCCUGGCCAACUCAAGGCCGUGUAAAGAAAACUUCAGAGGUAUAACUGGUAGCAGCACAGCUUUUCACACGAUACUAAAUCCAUGCUAUGUUUGUGAUGACAUAUUCAGCAACAGUAUUCCCUGUAACUACUACCUCAAAUAUAUAUUCCCAUUUGGGAAAGCACUAGAGAUUGCUCUCACGUCAGUCCGGGUUCUGUGGCUGAUUCAGCUUUCAUUCUGAGUUAAGGAGAGAAUCUGAACAAAAUAGAUAAUAUUGCUACAAAACUUAAAAGUGAGCAAAGCAGCUUUUGAGAUUCCAGCUGUUGUAAUAUAAAUAGUUAAUAUUCCUGCUCUUUGCUCAAGCUGUUACUGUUCCCUCCAUUAACAGGUUUUAGUACAAGGUCUGGUGUUGAGCCCCUGCCAGCACUUUAAUCUGUGCUGCCCAACUGCACUGAAAUAACUCACAUUAGUUUGGGAAACAAGCCCUCCUAGCCUGUGGCACAAUAGCAACAUUCUUCAACUGCCAUCAUUCUUUUCUGCUGUAACCACCCAUAACCUUGAACUGCAGUCAUUCAUAUGAAAAUCCAACUUGAAACCUUGUAGUUUGUCAUUUCUUUUCUAAGAACCACUGCCUUAGCAGCGCUGGCCCUUCUUGAGAUCUGCAAGUGUUAAAGUAACCAACUGUUACAUGCAGAGCGUCUGCAAGGGAUGGUGAAUUGUACAUGCUGCUUUCUGUACCUUUUAGAAAAGAUACUUAACAUUUUAAAGAAGAACUGGUUUUAUACAUUAAACAAAGUGCUACAAAUUGCUGAGAGCCUAUUGAAAUGGUGAAAGGUGCAUAACUAGAUGAGUGAAUACAAAAAAGGUAGUUUCCCAUUAAUUGAUAACUUUCUUUUCAUAGGUCGCUGGAUUUGUGAUUGUUGUCAGAAAGACCCUCCCAUCCCCAGAAGAGGAGGAAGAAGGGGGAAAAACAGCAAGGAAGGCUAAACUCCCCUAAAAAACCUUGCUGUUUCAAAAUUUAACUGCACAAAUUGAAGUGAUACUUUGGUGCUAUUUAACCAACCACUUUUAAGAGGAACAAUACCACUGCGUUUUUCUUUUUAUCAAAUAAACUUUUAAUUUUGGCUAUAUAA